This is a messenger RNA of Ailuropoda melanoleuca (giant panda), 714 nucleotides long. Its product is annotated as dapper homolog 3-like. Bases 1 to 714 code for a protein of 237 amino acids. The transcript has 4 exons. Lineage: Eukaryota; Metazoa; Chordata; Mammalia; Carnivora; Ursidae. The record is from RefSeq and is a predicted model, not a curated record.
AUGACUCUCACAACUUCUGUGUACGAGCGCCCGCCCCGCUGGCCGCCCCGGCCCUCACGAGCCAGAGACACCCCGAGGAGCCCAGUGGCGGCCCAGCGAACUCCAGCCCGGCGGAGCGGCCGCGCCCGGACCAGCUACUCCCCUGCAGGCGCCUCCCUCCUCGGCGCCCCCUUCUCCGGCACGAACUCGCCAUCCGCACCGGUUCGUAGGAGGGCGCGCGGGUGGAAAGGCCCGGAUCCGGUGUCAUCCCCCUCCGUGUUCCUCCCCGGGGGAUGUGGGAACUGGCGUUUACACACAGCUAGGGGCACGCUGUGCCCUGUGAUACAGUUCAGCGGAGCACGGCGUGGGGCUCCCCGUGGGCGCCCGGCACAGGCGGCCCUGAUUCGGCCUCCGACGCAGCCUCCUGGACACCCGGGCUCUCCCCGUCGGCGUUUCGCGGGAGCCCGAGGCGCUCAGGCCGGGAGCCAGACCCCUCUACCUGGGGUGGUGCGGCGGCCUCCUUCCUGCCCCGCAGCGGCCGGGCCGCAAGCGCACUCUCCGGGCCGCAGAGAGUGGGCUGACCGGAGCGGACAGCGGGCGACACUCGCGCCUCGCGUACGCCGGGACGCCGCCUGGGCCCCGCGGCCUUCGUGCCCCGCGGUGCCACCGGCCACCGAGCGCGGGCGCGGGGCGAGCGAGGAGCGGCUGCAAGAUGGCUGCGUGGGCACGAGGUAG